Molecule: messenger RNA, 9618 nt
Organism: Tetrahymena thermophila SB210
Lineage: Eukaryota; Ciliophora; Oligohymenophorea; Hymenostomatida; Tetrahymenidae
Product: beige/BEACH domain protein
Exons: 37
Molecular function (GO): protein binding
Source: RefSeq, a predicted model, not a curated record
AUGUCUAAAAAUAUAUUAAGGAUAAGAGAGGAUUGGGUAAAAACUAAGAUUAAAGAAAUACAUACAUAGGAGAAACGUAUUUAGACCUUUCAGUAAUCUGAACUUCAUCAAGAAAGGAAAUCCAAUAUCAGAUAUGACCUUAUCAAAAUAUUUGUUAGUGAUAGGUCUAUAGAACUUGAAAGUAAAUAUUUCCCUAUAGUAAAUGCAAUCACAUAAGAAAACGAUAAGUACGAUUUUCUACUAACUCUUCUGCUUUUGAUUGCAGAUAAAUUAGAUGAGUACCUAAAUAGUAAAGAUUAAAAGAGCUCUAAGAUACUAAUUAACAUAAUUAUUCAUGCCCUUUAAAAGGCUCCUUUUGUUAAAAAGAAGCAAGAAGCUUUGGAUAUAGUUAUUUUAGCGCUUGAAAUAGUUGUUAAAAUUAAUUUAUACACUCUCAAAAAUCCAUAAUAGCAGCAAGUAGAUUUAUUAGAAAGUGAUGAUGAAAUCUCUGAAAAUAAAAAACAAAAUUCUUAAUAGCAAAAUUCAAUUAUAGGAAAUUAAAUAGUAGAAGAGCAAAAUUAAGAAAAAUAAAAAAAUGAGGAUCACGAAUUUUUUUUGCAAAAUGAUUUAGCAGUAGAAAUAGAAGAGAAUAUUUCUAAUCUAAUUACAAAAGCUCAUAUUGAACUUUUAAAGUAAUUCGAAUUAAUGGAAAGUGUGGACAAAAUAUCAGCACAAAAGCUUUAUUACUAUCUUAAUUUUGUGUUGCUUUAUUCUCCAUUUAAUGAACAGCUAUUUACUUAAAUCAAUAAGCUUUACUUACUUUUUUAUGAAAAUUUCUGUUAAAUUUGCAACUCAUUUUUGAUUAAGUUUGAAGAGUCCUUCUAUUACGCCUUAGAUAUUCUAUACAAUGCUCCAAUAAAUGCUUUAUUCCUCUCACUUGAAUUGGCUAAGUUUUAUCAAGUGUAUAGAAAAGUUGAUAGGAUUGAGCAAACUAUUGUUAUACUUUUGGCUUUCUUUCAAAAAGGAAUCAACAAAGAAGGAAAUCCAGGAUAUUCGAAAGAUCUUAAUGAAUAAUUAAUUUAGGAAGUAACCUCUAUCUUAACAGAAGUUAUGGUUAUUUUACCUCAAUAAAAAUAAGAAGAUAUGCUUAAAUAAGUGAUUUCUUUUUUGAGAAUAGCCAAAUAAAAAGACGAUUUUCUAUUCAAUGAAACUAUUAAUAUAUUUAAUAAGCUUAAGUCCUAAUUUAUUAAUAUAAAUACCAAUUUAAGCAUUAGUUUAAUGUGUGCGAUAGCAGAAAAUGAUGAUACUUUUAUUUUGAAUCCAUCAAAUUAAGUUUGGAAACUAGAAGAAAUAAAUGAAUAUGCUAUUAUUAUAAAAGAUAAAUCAGAGAGAAUUAACGCUAAUUCAAGUGAUUUAACUUUUUUACUUCGCCUAUUUUAUUUCUACACUAAAGUUUAUGAAUAUCUAAACAAAGAGAAUGAACUCAUAAUUAUCAAAUCUUAUGAAUAAACAAUCUUUAAUAAGUCUGCUUCUAUUUUUUCUUACGAAAAAAUUGCUCAUUUAAUUUUGACUGAAAGUUUUAGCGAUUCAAAGAAGAGGUUGUUUUUUAUGAUUGUAGGAAUAAUGGUAAUGACUUUUAGAGAAAGAAAAGAAUGCAGGAUGACUAUUUAAAAUGUCAUAAUAAAGUUGCUCAACAAGAAGCAAGAUAAUUAUGAGAAUCAAUUUGAGAUGGUGAAAUACUCCUUUUUGUGUAAUAUGAUUACAAACAUGUACUAAAAGAUAUCUCAGAUACAAAUUUAUAAUGCAUAAAAGUAGUAUAAAUUAGUUUAAUUUUAUCAGUAUGACUCUCCUUUGCAAUUUACAAUGGUUUUUGAUAAAGACCUAGUUUAAUUUGAUUUAUUCAUUUAAAAUAUUUAUGAGAAACUAUGCGUUAUCGCAACAGUAAAUAACGAUCCCUUACUUUUAAAAGAAAUUUUAUGCCUUACAUAGUCUCUUUAGAAUAAAGGAGAAUCUUUUGCUUUGUACUCAGGAGCUUUCAAAAAAAUGUUUUUAAAAUUAAUGCCUGUCGUUACUCCAUUUCACUUAAACUAAAUUCUUAUUUUUUCAACCAGAGGUGAAUACUUCCCUAUUUACGAAAAGCUAUUUUAAAAGUAAGUUCUAGGACAAAAUCUUUUAAUUGAUGAUGAUUAUCAGCUAAUUAAUAAGACAUUUGAUGAAGUUUAUUUUGAUAAAAUGUCAUUCAUCCAAAUAAACGAGUCUAACUUCCUUGAUGUUUAUAUAAAAUAUCUCGAAAAAGUGUAAGAUAACUAAAUUAAGAAGUAUUUCUUGAACGUUGUGUAUGCACUAGCUAAAAACUCAUUUGAAAACACUAUUUUUCUAUCUAAACCAAAAGUUUUCUAGAAUAUUGUUAGUUGCUUAGCUAAAGAAUAAAACCAAGAGAAUAGAAAAUUAUUCUUGAAUCUUGCUUAAGUAAUUUUAUCUGAAGGUGUUAGUGCCCAUCAUGUUAAAAGCAUAACACAGCAAAUUCUGAACUCUUAGCAAGAUAAAUACUUUUGUAUGUUGCACGAAUCGAUCAGGUUACUCGAAGAUAUUAUUAAUGAAUAAAAUUCACCUAGCCAUAUAACUCCUUAUUAUUACUUUAAAGGAAGAGAUUCUAUACUCAUGCUCGAUGAAAAAAUACCUUUUGUUGAUAAUUGCUCAAAAGGUUUUAGUGUACUUGCUUGUUUAAAGCUAGAAAGCGUUGCUAAUUUUUAUGACUCAUCAAUAAUGAUUAAAGAUGUAUAAAAUAUUUUAUACAAAGCAAAUACUUCCUAAGACUCUUCACUCCCUUCCACUGCAGAUUCUUUAAAAAAAAAUAAAUCAUCAGAUAAUUUUGAUCCUUAACCAAAGUAGUGUCUCUUCUGCUUUGUUUCUAAAGAUGACAAAAAACUAGUUGUAUAUAUUAUUCCUGGAUAGUCAAAUAAGAAAGCUAUAUUAAGAAUUUGCUUUAUUCAAGAUUCAAUUAGUAUAGAUAUUGAUUUUGAUUAUGGAAACUUUUCUGAGUGUUCUAAGUGGCAUAUAUUACAAAUAAACUAUAGUGAAAAAAAUGGUUCAGAAGGAUUCACUGUAGCAUUCAAUGGCAUAGUUAAAUAACCUAUUUCAAAUCAGAAUAGAAGAUAUGGAAAGUAUGUUGAUAAUUUUAAAGUUCUUAAACAAUUUUCAAUUGGCGCUGAAAUAUCUCCUGCUAAAAAUUGCGAUAAUUUUGUUAUAGAAGGUUCCUUUUUCAAUGGAUUUAUUAAUUAAUUAUACAUCUUUAAUGAGUCAAUACAAAUUGAAAGGACUAAAAUAAAACUAUAAGAAUACCUCACUGAAAUGUAUUACAACACCAAUCUAAGAGAAAAGAUUAUUUUAAAGUUAAAUACUGAGAAAAAUACUCUUUCGAAGCAAAACGAAGGGGAUUAAAAUUUAUAUUCCUCUUUAGAUAGAUAGAACUCUAAAUAAAAUUGCGACAGGUAAUGCAAAUAUCAUAUUUAGUAUGGUGAUAAUAGAGAUGAAAACAUCAUGUUAGAGGCUCCAAUAUGUUUGACUUUUCUGAAAUAAAAAAGAAAACUCAUCAAAUAGUCAUUUUUAAAUAUGUUCAAAUCAGAUGAUAUUUCAGUAAAAACAGAGUUUCCUCAUUACAAGAUCGUGUCAAGAGGAAUUAGAUUCUUAGAAUUCUCUCACUUUUUAGAAGCUCUGCUAUCAAUAGGAAAUAUAGAAAUUUUUAUUUAUAUUCUAGAUUUAAUUAUUGGCAACAAAGAACUCAAUUCUGAAUAAAAAAUGACCAUAGCAUCAGCAGUCUUUUAACUUAUGAGUGUUAUGAUUUAGCAGGAUUAAGAAAUUAUUAUGUACUUUGAUUAAAAUUCCAAAGGAAUGCACACACUUAAGAUGCUCAUAAAGGCGAUAGUCAAAGAAAACAAAGGGUGCAGUAUACAAUUUUUGGAGAGUUUCAAGCAGUUUAUUGAAAUUGGAUUCCCUUAUUAAGAAUGUAAUUCAACUGAUUUUUUUGAUGAUCAAGCAGAUAUGACAUGGUAUGCAAGACAAGUGGCUCUAUAAGAGAUAUUUUUCUGCUAUCAAAUUUGGGGUUAAUGCAGUUUUAAAAUUUAGAGAAGUGUUUAUGUCUUUAUUCUCAGCUUUUUGGAAAUGGAUAAUGAGACAUUUGACACAGUUUUCAGGAUAGUUUAAAACGAGAGUUUGGUUCCUUUAUUUGAAGUAUUAUAAAAUAAUUUUAAUGAAAAGCAAAUCAGGACUGAAAAUAACGAAAAUGACUGCAAAGAACUAAGAGACCUAAAGGGAUACUUGCUUAAGAUAAUAAAUAACAUUUAUACUUCUGCAUUUAUAAAAAAUGAAGUACAAUUAAAAAGAUAAGAUUACAAAUCAUUGAUUGAACUCUUAUUAAAAAACAUAUGCUAUGCAGAGCCAGGCUAGUUGCAAUUAGAUUUAGUGAGAAUAUUGCAAAAGAUAUUCAACGCUAAAACUCCUGUAGAAGUUAUUUCAAUAAUCUAAAAUAAGGAAAUAGAAAGCUUAGAGCAAAUAGUAGUGGCAAUAUUAAUUCAUACUUGUACUAUGAAACAAGGAAGUUAACAAAACAGAGAAUACUUCUACGAUAGUGAUUUUAGUUAACAAGUUAAUCACUUUGAUGAGCUUAUUUCAAUAUCUGUUUAGCUCUUGUUAGAAUAUUAUCUAAAGAGUGUUAAAAAGUUUGACUCUAGUAGCAUUUAAAUAAUUUAAAAAUAAAUAUAAAACCUUGACAGUAUUCUUCCAUAAUAUCUUCACAAAGAAACAAUAACCAUUCUCAUAGAGUACUUGAACAAAUCUCUCAUCGAAAAAUGGAGAAUCGAAAAAACCAUAAUGGAAAUCUUAUUUACUAGAGUGCCUCAUUUAGAGGGAACCUAGCAAAUCAUGGUCAUAAAAGACAUUAAAAAGGUGCUAGGAAUUCUUUACAACAGACAUAUUAACGCAUUGAAUAAAGAUUAAAUUGAUGAGGAUUUCAAAUAGUUUUUACACAAACUAGUUAUUAACCCUUAGUUCAUUCAAAUUGUAGAAAACAUUCUUUACAUAAAUUUCGAGGAUGAAGAAAGCCUAAAAAUAGUUCAAGACUCUAGCUAAGAAAUUCUUGAUUACAUUAUUAACUUUUUGAUAUGGGGAGAGAUAGAUGGAGCUAAAUUAAUUUAGCAGCUAAUUUAGAGCUCUAUUCACGAAUACUUUGAGAAAUUCAUUCAUAUUUUAUAGCUACAACUUACUUAAGUGAAUAGCAAAGAUUCCUCUUAAAUAUUGCUCGCUACUUAGAAAUAUAAUUUAAUAGAGUUGUUUUUUUAUGUUGAAAAUAUUGUUUACUUCUACCCCAACUUGAUUUCAAAUUAAGAAGCGAUUUACUAGAAAGUAAUCCACUCAUAUAUAGAAUUCUUCGGAAACAACAUUCUUUGCUUGGAAAAUUCUAGUCCUUAAAUCAAAAAGGAACUUGAAGGCUAAAUUGACUUAAAUGCCACUUUCAAUUAUUUAGAGAAAAUUGUCAUGCACAAAUUAGUUUUAACGAACGGAGGUGUUUUAAGAUCAGUUAUUGACACUAUAUUUGUUAGUUACAGAAACAGCACUGACAUUGGAGUGAAGAAUGGAUAUUUGUAAGAUUUAAAUAUUUUCCUGAUGAGAGAUGUAGGAAAUUCCUAACAAAAAGAAUAAAAACUAUUUACUGAAAGUGAAACUAUUAAUUUGAUAGAAUAUAGAAAUGAAUUUGAUAGAAACAUUUUUACUGAAUAUUUCAAAGACUAUAUACUUACUUUCGCAUUAUAAGAAUACUUUGUAACAACUAAUAAGACUUUAAAAGAUUCUCUAUAUAAGCUUAUUUACAAUUCUUACUAUGACAAAAUGCAAAGAUCUUGGUCCAGCUUUGACACCAUGCAAAUAGGAAAUUAUUAAUAUAAUCUUUAAAUAAGUCCUUAUGAAAAUCUCUAAUAAUUUUUGGACAUUUUUAACAAUAAAAUUGAAGUUAAAAUUGACAAUAAUAAUUUGAUUGAAGAAAUCCAAGACUUCUUUGUAGAAGUUAAAGAACUAAGAAAUUUUCCUAAUAGAAACCAUGAAAAGUUAAAGGAUAUUCUAGAAAGUCAUAAGAAUUUAUUUUUGGACUAAAUCAUUCCUAUUAUUGAUAAUUACAUAGGAGUUUAAGUUUAGUAUGUAAGACACAUAAAUGGAAUCUUUUAUAAGCUCAGAGAGCAAGUAUUUUAGGAAGCAAAGAGGGAAAAAAUUAAUAUCUUUUAUAGCAUCCAUUCAUAAUCAGCUUCUACAAAGUUAAAGCAACAAUAAAUCAUUGACACAUAUAAGUAGCUUUGUGAAGAUUCGUUCUAGAAGUACUACUAAUUAGAAAAUGAGUAACUAAUUGAGACUGCAAAAGUUUGGAAAUCAAAAAAAAAAAGACUCGUUAGUGAAAGAGGUCUUUGGUUUGAGGAGAACUCUAGCGAAAAAAUAAAAUGGAAAAUUAAUAAAGUGGAGGAUAGACUUAGGAGAAAGUUUUUCCUUAAAAGAGAUAAAAAAUGGCUGGACAAAAAGUUUUUCACAGAUCCAAAGUAUUAAAAGCAAUAAAUUUUACCAAGCAAGUAGCAGCAAGAAGAAAAUGAUUCUAGUAAAAAACAAUUUAAUUUACUUGGUUCAUUUGAGAAUGAAACUGAUACUCAAGACCUGAAUCAAAAUUUAGCAAUAUAAAAGGAUUAGUCAUUAAUUGAAGAUAAACAACCAACUAUAAGAUAAGUUCAAUCUACUUUAAUAGAAGAUCCUGCAUCAAUUAAAAGAAACUAGAGCUCAAAGUAAUUAGAAAAAGACUCUUCCUAGUAACCAAUGAGUCCAUAAAAGAAUGAAGAAGUUAUUAUUGAACAAUUUGAUUUCAAAAACAAUGUUUAAAGUGCAUCAAGCAAAAUCAGAAGCAGCUCGUUUAAUAAUAGUUAAAAGAUAGUUGAAAAUAAUAUGAUUGAUUUAAUUUGCGAAGCUGAGUAGGUGACUUAAACUGGAGUAGUUUAUGGAAUCUUGAGCAUUAAUCAAAAGGGAGCAAUAAUAUUUAGUAGCAAAGACCAAAGAAUCAAACCUAAUAUUUUUGGAUGCAUAGAUCAUUAACUUAUUCAAGAAUAAAAAACUAAAGUAAUCAAUGUAAAAAAUGUUAAACUAGCUAUUUCAAGAAGAUAUCUUUUCUAAGAGAUCGCAUUUGAGCUAUUCACAGAUGACUAAAAAGUGAUCUUCUUUAAUGUUUAUAAGCCAUAGAUCAAAGAAAAUUUCCUCAGUAUAAUCAAAAGAAUGAAUGAAAACUGUAAUGUAGUUAUUAACAGAAAACUAGAAUUCUAAAAAAGUGGAAUCAAAGAUGACUGGAAAAAGGGAAGAAUUACUAAUUUCGAUUAUCUGAUGCAACUUAACACCUAUAGUGGUAGAUCAUUUAAUGAUUUAAGUCAGUAUCCUGUAUUCCCUUGGAUUAUAAGAGACUACAAAUCAAGCGAGCUUAAGCUUGAAGAAGAUUCGUUUUACAGACCUUUAAACUAGCCAAUAGGAGCUAUCAACAGAAAUAGGUUUUUAGAUCAUUUUUAUGAGAGAUUCCAACACUCAUCUCCUAAAGACAGAGACACAUAUUUCAUGUAUGGAACUCAUUACUCUAACGCAACUAUUGUGUUAACACUUCUUAUGAGAAUGGAGCCAUUUGCUGGUCUUCAUUUUACUUAGCAAUCCAAUAAAUUUGAUCAUGCAGAUAGGCUUUUCCACUCAAUUCAUGAUCAAUGGGAAUCUGGUUAGCUAAACUCAGCAGAUGUUAAAGAACUUAUACCCGAGUUUUAUUACCUACCUGAUUUCCUAUAUAACGUCAACGAACUGUUUUUGGGAAAGAAGCAAGACAACACAGAGGUUGAUAGAGUUAUAUUGCCAGAAUGGAUAAAAAGAUCAACAGAUACUCCAGAAGAAUUCGUCUUUAGAAUGAGAUAAGCAUUAGAAUCUCCAUUUGUUUCUAAGAACUUGCAUUCAUGGAUAGACUUAAUAUUUGGUAGUAAAUAAAUCGGAUAAAAGGCAAUUGAUAAUGAAAAUUUAUUCCAUCCCUCAUCCUAUGCAGAGAAUUUCAAUAUAAAAGGCUUAGACGAGGCACAAAUUCUUGCUGAAAAAGCUAAAGUUAUUUACUUUGGUUAAACCCCAUUCCGCCUUUUUGAUGAAGAUUAAAAGCCAAGAGAUGAUAGUGGUCUUAUUACUAUGCCAAAAAUAAAAGAAUUUGAAUUCUACAACAAAAUAACUCCUAAAUACUAAAAAGUUUGUCAAGAAAGUUCUUUAGAGUAUGUCACUGCAAACAACAGAUAUGUUGGACUCAUGGAGCGUGACUUAAAUAAAUUCUACUUUAAUAUCUUUAAAUGCAAGACUUCUAUCCUUGAAAAAGAUUUCACAUAUAGAAGAGGCAAAAUAGAAAUUAAGAAAUCACCUGAGAUAUCAUUUAGAAAUUCAGUGUUAUUGUAUAGAACUUUCAUUCUUAGUGUCGCUCAUGGAGAUAAAAACAUUAUUGUUAAGAACUUCAAAGACGAAAAAUAUGAAGCAUAAAUUAAUUCUUUGCACAAGAAGAUAAUUACUUGCAUGGAUGUAUGUGAAGAGUUUAUUGUUUGCGGCUCUAGAGAUUGCAGAUUGUCUGUUUACUCUGUUGGUGUAAAGUAGAACAUAUUAAAAAACUUCCUUAGAAAGGAAGACAUAGAAAUUAAACAUCUUAGAAUGAUAUAUGGCCAUCACAAUGAAAUAUCAGCUGUGAAAUUAGAUCAAACUCUUCUAAUUAUUGUUUCUAUUGACAUGGAUGGUUUGGGAUUAAUUCAUGAACUAAAGACAAUGAGAUUCUUACAUUCCUUUAAGUUACCUGACUUACAAGACAGUGAAUGUGUUUAAUUCUUGGAGAUUCACUAAUGUGGCUUUAUUUUAAUUGUUACAAACCAAAAGAGAUUAUUUAUUUUUACAAUGAAUGGAAACUUGUACUCUGAGUGCUCUUUUUCUUAUAUAAGCAACUAAAACGAAGAAAAAAUCACAGACGUGAAGUUUUUAUCAAGUCUUAGCAGUUUUAUCUAUUUAAGUACCAAUAAAGGAGUAAUCUAUUACUUAGACUUAUUUGAAAUCAAAGCAAAGCAGAUAUAAAAUAUGACUCCAGCUUUCUCAAAAUUCUAACCAAACAGCGAGCACAUAACUUCAAUUUAUUUCCAUUACUGUAAGAAUUUAAUACACAAGCAAAAUUAUAGCUAGCUCGAAAUUAAUAUCUUAUAAUUUUUUAUUUAAAAAAAGUCGAAAAUAACAGAAGUCUAUUGUAUACUCAAAGAAAUGGAGAUUUCAGUAUCUUUUAAGAAAAAGACAAAGCUAGAAACACUUUAAUGCAGCUAAAGUAAAUGGGAAUAGAAGAAUACACAAAUAUCAUGCCUCAGAAUUGAAAAAAAUACCUUAAUAAUUAAAUUUAAUAAAAAAUUGCUUUGUAAAUAUAUAAAUAUAUAUAUAUAUUUAUUUAUUAUACUUUUUAAACAUAUUAUUAUAUUUUUUAUCUAAUUAUAUCAUAUUUAUUUUAUUAACUCUUAAUAUUAUCUGCUUCAAAAUUUUUAAAAUUUUAUUGUUCUAAAUUCAUUAUGGAAAUCAAGUUAUAUAUGA